Molecule: messenger RNA, 1829 nt
Organism: Syzygium oleosum
Lineage: Eukaryota; Viridiplantae; Streptophyta; Magnoliopsida; Myrtales; Myrtaceae
Product: alpha-L-fucosidase 1-like
Exons: 3
Coding region: 178-1656 (492 amino acids)
Biological process (GO): glycoside catabolic process; fucose metabolic process
Cellular component (GO): lysosome
Molecular function (GO): alpha-L-fucosidase activity
Source: RefSeq, a predicted model, not a curated record
CACCUUUUGCUUCUCUUUUGGCCUCGCUCAACCCCGAGAAUCUCGACCCCCCCAUCUUCUGUUCUGUCCCCUAACUCAUCUCUUCUCUCCGUUCAUUACAUUUGCCUAUAUAGUCUCCCCCACAUUAAUCAUCACAAAGCAGAGAACAAACCCGCUCUCGAACUGCCAUUGCCAAUUAUGGUCGAGCUUCCACGUUCUUUGUGCCUCGCAUCAUUAGUCCUCCUCUUGCUGUCUGCAUUGGCCGUUUCGACUCGAGAGCGAGUCCCGACUCCCCCAUUGCCAGUUCUCCCUCUGCCCUCGUUCUCGCAGCUCCAAUGGCAGCAGCGAGAGAUCAUCAUGUUCCUCCACUUCGGCGUCAACACCUUCACCGACUCCGAGUGGGGGACUGGGCACGAGGACCCGGCUAUAUUCGAUCCGGUUGGCCUCGACGCGAGCCAGUGGGUGAGCGCGGCCGCGGACGCCGGGAUUUCGCUCAUGAUCUUGACUGCUAAGCACCACGACGGGUUCUGCUUGUGGCCUUCUAAGUACACCGAUCACUCCGUGGAGAGCAGUCAUUGGAAAGGUGGAAAAGGGGACGUGGUUCGAGAGUUUGUGGAUGCGGCUAAGGCUCGUGGGGUCGAUGCUGGGCUGUACUUGUCCCCAUGGGAUAGGCAUGAACCAAGAUAUGGUCACAAUUUGGAGUACAAUGAGUAUUACUUGGCUCAAUUACAAGAGCUUCUCACCAAGUAUGGGAGUGUGAGGGAGAUAUGGUUUGACGGAGCGAAGGGUUCAGAUGCACCAAACAUGAGCUAUUACUUCACGGAUUGGUUUUCAAUGGUGAAGGAAUUGCAGAGCUCGAUCAACAUAUUCUCUGAUGCAGGUCCUGAUGUGAGGUGGGUUGGGAAUGAGAACGGAUUUGCGGGGACUACUUGUUGGGCCACCAUUAACAGGACCGCUCUCUCCAUUGGUAACGCAAGCAUUGUCGGGUAUCUAAACACUGGCGAUCCAAGAGGGACUGAUUAUUUGCCACCAGAAUGUGACGUCUCCAUUAGAAAAGGAUGGUUUUGGCACAAGUCACAGUCCCCCAAAGAGCUGAGCAAACUGCUCCAAAUAUAUUAUAAUUCAGUGGGACGGAAUUGCGUGCUACUUCUCAACGUGCCACCAAACACAACAGGCCUCAUUUCCGAGACAGACGUGCACAGAUUGAAAGAGUUGAGGAAUGCAUUGGACACCAUUUUCUCAGUCAAUUUAGCAGAGAAAUGCUCCGUGAAAGCAAGCAGCCGAAGAGGAGGCAAGGACGGUGGGUUUGGGCCUGAGAAUGUGCUGGACAGCGACCACUUGUGGACCUAUUGGGCUCCAAGGGAUGAAGAUGAUGGUGAGGACCACUGGAUUGAGAUGAGGGCGACGGACGGAGGGCUCAGAUUCAACGUGGUCAGGAUCCAAGAAGCAGUGGGGCUCGGUCAACGGAUCAAACGGCACGAGAUCUACGUGGAUGGCAAGAUGAUAGCUCAAGGGACAACGGUGGGGCACAAGAGGCUUCACAGGCUCAAAGGAGGUGUGGUCCACGGUAGUGUGGUGAGGGUUAGGAUCACUGAAUCGAAGGGCUUGCCUCUCAUCUCUUCCAUUGGCCUCCAUUUCGACCCCUUUUGGCAACCCAAGGAUGGGAACUGGCUAUAAUGACAUGACAUAGGCCGAGGGGAGUGAGGGGUACUUGGGAUGAAGGUGAUUCUGAAUUGAAUUUGUCCUAAAGAAUAAGUGGAAAGUCGCUCUUUGCAAGUGCAUCGUCAAAGCUUGAUCUAUUUACAUCUUGCCCCUCAUUUUCAAUUCUAGUCUAGCACUUACCUCUCCAA